This is a messenger RNA of Thecamonas trahens ATCC 50062, 496 nucleotides long. RefSeq lists its product as uncharacterized. NCBI's taxonomy places the organism in Eukaryota, Apusomonadida, Apusomonadidae. The transcript has 2 exons. Bases 20 to 496 code for a protein of 158 amino acids. The record is from RefSeq and is a predicted model, not a curated record.
GUUUGACUAUGGUGGGGAAAUGCCGUCGAUGGAGGCGUUGAUGGCGAAGAUCGCCGGCAGUAGCGAGAUGCCUGGGAGCAGAGAGGCGGAGGGUGCGGCGCCGCGCAGGGCGCAGGUCGACGAGUGGCAGUACGCCGGGUCGUCGCGUGGCGAGCAACUCGCACUUGCUGAAGCAGAUGCCAGAAUUGUUGCGGCCGGCAUUGACGCGCUCUAUCUCCACACCGCGCCACCUCUGGGCCCACGGGCCGAGGUAGUGCGUGCGACGAUUGCGGGGCGGCGGAUCAAGUCGCUGUGUGCGGUCGACGCCCUGGCGGUAGAGACGGUGACGGCAGGCUCUGCAGCACCGCAGCCUGUUUCGGGUGGUGUCGACCGUGCAGCUGUUGCGCACCUGCUCGAUGGUGUCGAGCUGAGCGCGCAAGCGCAGGCCUUUCGCAGCAUGGUUGAGCAGCAGGAAGCGGUUGUCGGGCGCGUGCCGCAGCCGUGUCCGCGCCGGUAG